Molecule: messenger RNA, 1938 nt
Organism: Marmota flaviventris (yellow-bellied marmot)
Lineage: Eukaryota; Metazoa; Chordata; Mammalia; Rodentia; Sciuridae
Source: RefSeq, a predicted model, not a curated record
AUGGCGAAGUCCAGGGGCCGUCUGUACCUUUGGAUGUCUUUGAUUGCCGUGCUGGCAUCUUUUCUGGUGGGCUUUAUGGUGGGCUGGUUUUUUAAGCCUCUCAAAGAAACAAUCUGUGCACCACACCAUGGUCAAAGUAUACGAGGGAAACUGUUGUCAGAAAUGAAAGCUGAAAACAUUAGAUCAUUUCUUCGUUCUUUCACAAAACUUCCUCAUCUGGCAGGAACAGAAGAAAAUUUACUACUUGCCAAAAAAAUUCAAGCCCAAUGGAAGAUAUUUGGACUAGAUUCAGCCGACUUGGCUCAUUAUGAUGUUCUCCUCUCUUACCCUAAUGAGACAAAUGCUAACUGCAUAUCGAUUGUGGAUGGACAUGGAACUGAGGUAUUCAAAACAUCAUAUCUUGAACCACCUCCAGAUGGAUAUGAGAAUGUGACAAAUAUUGUACCUCCCUAUAAUGCUUUCUCAGCCCAAGGCAUGCCAGAGGAAAUUAAAGAAAAUUCUUAUUAUACUUUCAGACUAAAUAUUGAAGAAGGAGUUGGAAUCCCGAAAAUACCUGUACAUCCUAUUGGACAUAAUGAUGCAGAAAUAUUACUACGCCACUUGGGAGGAACUACUCCACCAGAUAAGAACUGGAAGGGAGCUCUUAAUGUGAGUUACAAUGUAGGACCUGGCUUUACAGGGAAUGAGUCUUUCAGGAAAAUUAGAAUGCAAGUUCAUAACACCAAUAAAAUUACAAGGAUUUACAAUGUAAUUGGAACUAUUAGAGGAUCUGUAGAACCUGACAGGUAUGUUAUUCUGGGAGGGCACCGUGACUCUUGGGUGUUUGGAGGUAUUGACCCAACUACUGGGACAGCCGUUUUGCAAGAAAUUGCUCAGAGUUUUGGAAAAUUGAUAAGAAGAGGCUGGAGACCUAGGAGAACCAUCAUUUUUGCCAGUUGGGAUGCAGAAGAAUUUGGACUGCUGGGUUCUACAGAAUGGGCUGAGGAGAAUGUAAAAAUACUCCAGGAGAGAAGUGUUGCUUAUAUCAAUUCAGAUUCAUCUAUAGAAGGCAAUUAUACUCUCAGAGUUGACUGUACACCCCUUCUUUACCAGUUGAUGUAUAAACUGACAAAAGAGAUGUCUAGCCCAGAUGAUGGUUUUGAGAGUAAAUCACUUUAUGAAAGCUGGUUGGAAAAAGACCCUUCACCUGAAAAUAAAGGUUUUCCUAGAAUCAACAAGCUGGGAUCUGGAAGUGAUUUUGAAGCUUAUUUUCAGAGACUUGGAAUUGCUUCAGGCAGAGUUCGUUACACCAAGAACAGGAAAACAGAUAAAUACAGCAGCUACCCUGUAUAUCACACAAUUUAUGAAACAUUUGAAUUAGUAGAGAAUUUUUAUGACCCCACAUUUAAGAAACAGCUCUCUGUGGCUCAAUUACGAGGAGCACUGGUAUAUGAGCUUGCAGAAUCUAUAAUCAUUCCUUUCAAUAUUCAAGACUAUGGAACAGCUUUGGAAAACUAUGCAGCAAGUAUCUUCCACUUAUCCAAGAAAUAUGACCAGAAAUUGAAAGACGAGGGGGUAUCAUUCGACUCCUUGUUUUCUGCUGUAAAAAACUUCUCAGAGGCUGCUUCAGAUUUUCAUAGAAGACUCACAGAAGUUGAUCUUAAUAAUCCCAUUGCAGUGAGAAUUAUGAAUGACCAAUUGAUGCUUCUGGAAAGAGCAUUCAUUGAUCCUCUUGGUUUACCAGGGAGACAGUUCUAUAGGCACAUCAUUUUUGCUCCAAGUAGCCACAACAAAUAUGCUGGAGAAUCAUUUCCUGGGAUUUAUGAUGCUAUGUUUGAUAUUGAAAAUAAAGCAGACCCUCAUUUGGCCUGGACAGAAGUAAAGAAACAUAUUUCUAUUGCAGUUUUCACAAUUCAAGCAGCAGCAGGAACACUGAAAGAAGUGUUAUAAGAAGGCAUC